AUGCCAGCCCUCCCGGACAACAUCGAUACAGAGUGGCCAGGUUGGACCCUCGGGGUUGGGAACGGAAAUGGAGAUGGGGAAGACUCGAAGAUUGGACAAUGGAGUUCGCUUAUAGGCAUCAUUACUGCCAUCGUCGGCAAUGUCCUGAUCGCUCUGGCGCUCAACGUCCAACGAUACUCGCAUGUUCAGCUGCACAAGAGGCGCAACGAAGCCAGAGAGCGUGCGAAAGAGGCCACGAGGAGGUUACAGCACAAUGACGGUCGUAAUAGCUAUGGAUCACUUGGUGUAUCCUCCGAAGCUUACCGCGGAGACGGACUCGACGAUGACGACAAUGCGCCCGAGUCACGACCCCUCAACCCAUCAUUCCAAUCAAGCGAUUCCGGAUGCACAGAAGGCUCCGAAGACGACUUCAAGGUCUCAUCCAACUACUUAAAGUCACCGUCUUGGUGGCUGGGUCAAUUUCUAAUGACGGUGGGUGAAAUGGGCAACUUCUUGGCCUACGGCUUUGCACCAGCCUCCAUCGUGUCUCCUUUGGGGGUCGUUGCCUUGAUAUCAAACUGCGUUAUUGCACCAUUGUUCUUCGGCGAGCGCUUCCGCAAAAGAGACUUCUGGGGCGUUAUCAUUGCCGUUGCUGGCGCUGUGACGGUUGUGCUGAGCGCCAAACAAGAGGAGACAAAACUGGAACCCCACGACGUUUGGGAUGCCAUUACAACUACCGCGUUUGAGGUCUACCUGGGCGCCACCAUUGCCUUCAUAAUUAUUCUGAUGUGGGCUAGCCCCCGAUACGGCCACCGAACGAUACUCAUCGAUAUCGGUCUGGUUGGAUUAUUUGGCGGCUACACAGCUCUGACAACCAAGGGUGUGUCCUCGAUGCUUUCGGCCACUCUUUGGCGCGCCUUCACAACACCGGUGACGUACGUUCUUGUCGCCAUCCUACUAGGUACUGCUAUUAUGCAAGUCCGCUACGUGAACAAGGCGCUCCAAAGAUUCGAUUCCACCCAAGUAAUCCCGGUCCAGUUUGUACUAUUCACCUUGUCUGUAAUUAUUGGCAGCGCGGUUCUGUAUGGAGAUUUCGAGCGCACAAAUACCGAGCAAGCCAUCAAAUUUGUUGGUGGUUGCCUGCUCACCUUCUUCGGCGUGUUUCUCAUCACCAGCGGCCGGCAGCCUCGCGAUGAAGCGGACGAGCUGUCAGAUGACGAGGGUGUAGAAGAGACCAUAGGUCUGAGGGAUCAGGAAACGCCCGGCUCCCAAGGAGGGAAACCAGUCGAAUAUCAGCAACAAUCGGGCUCAAUCCGGUCCUCACGGCGCUCGUCUCAUGCAUCACGCAUUAGUUUCGCCGACCCAGUACGACCCCUGAGCGUCCAACGCAAUUCGGGGCUUUUAUCAUUCCGCAGACCUGAUACUGCAACGUUGAAAUCACCUGUGCACACACCAACCGAGUCAUCGCCAAUGCUCAGUAAUCCAUGGAGGAACUCGACAGAUGAACGCCCGCCACACCCAGGUCUACUACCGACUUUUUCUGACCAUAGUGUCGUCACAAUGCACUCGGUGACAUCGGCCAAUACGGACCAUAUCCCAUCUACCACCAGCCUCCCCCCACCAAUCAUCGAGCCACCAUCUCCGCGCCAGCCGACAACGCCUCGGCAAUCCUUCUCAUCAACACGCCCGCACAUCCAUCACUUCAACAACACCUUCAUCUCGCCGUCCCCACUCUCAUCAACCGUGAGCGCCGUUGUAUCUGACGCCCUACUCAGGGGCGAGGACAGUCCCAUACCGCGUAGAAAGUCGCUACAGCGCACGAGACCCAGUAUCCGGUCGAGCCUCUUCGUUUCGCAAGACUGCGGUGAAGAUUUCAACCACAGCGACCCUCUGUUACACCGGAUCGCGGAGCCAGACACCGAGGCUGAAGAUGCCGGGUCCGGCGAGCAUAGGGGCUUGAAGGGUCGUGCCCGAAGUUUUAGUAACACGCUGGGGGGGCUCUUCGGCAAGAAGCGGCGGCGGCGCAACACGAAUCCGGAGACGGGCUUGGUCUACAACGGCAGCCAGGAGAGUGGCCUUUCGAGCGGCAGCGGGAUUGGAAGUGGAUCUGAUGAGAGGGAGGAACGGAGGACGGAACCAUAG
Molecule: messenger RNA, 2121 nt
Organism: Pseudomassariella vexata
Lineage: Eukaryota; Fungi; Ascomycota; Sordariomycetes; Amphisphaeriales; Pseudomassariaceae
Product: magnesium transporter NIPA-domain-containing protein
Exons: 2
Coding region: 1-2121 (706 amino acids)
Biological process (GO): magnesium ion transport
Cellular component (GO): membrane
Molecular function (GO): magnesium ion transmembrane transporter activity
Source: RefSeq, a predicted model, not a curated record